This is a messenger RNA of Octodon degus (degu), 970 nucleotides long. It is a transcript of the gene Nans, whose product is annotated as N-acetylneuraminate synthase. Gene Ontology annotation, molecular function: N-acylneuraminate-9-phosphate synthase activity. The transcript is spliced from 5 exons. The record is from RefSeq and is a predicted model, not a curated record. NCBI's taxonomy places the organism in Eukaryota, Metazoa, Chordata, Mammalia, Rodentia, Octodontidae. Bases 86 to 949 code for a protein of 287 amino acids. Gene Ontology annotation, biological process: carbohydrate biosynthetic process.
ACACUCCUGGCUGAGCACCCGGCUGCCCCGGCUGCCUCGGCCGCUGUGAGGCGGACCGCGAGGCGCCGGAGGGAGCGCAGCCGCGAUGCCGCUGGAACUGGAGCUGUGCCCGGGGCGCUGGGUGGGCGGACAGCACCCAUGCUUCAUCAUCGCCGAAAUCGGCCAGAACCACCAGGGCGACCUGGAGGUGGCCAAGCGCUUGAUCCGCACCGCCAAGAUGGCGGUUGAGUUUCUGCAUGAACUGAAUGUUCCCUUUUUCAAAGUUGGAUCUGGAGACACUAACAAUUUUCCUUAUCUGGAAAAGACAGCCAAAAAAGGUCGUCCAAUGGUGAUCUCCAGCGGGAUGCAGUCAAUGGCUACCAUGAAGCAAGUCUACCAGAUCGUGAAGCCCCUGAACCCCAACUUCUGCUUCCUGCAGUGCACCAGCGCAUACCCCCUCCAGGCCGAGGACGUCAACCUGCGAGUCAUCUCGGAAUACCAGAAGCUCUUUCCUGACAUUCCCAUAGGGUACUCGGGGCACGAAACAGGCAUAGCGAUAUCUGUGGCUGCGGUGGCUUUGGGGGCCAAGGUGUUGGAACGUCACAUAACUUUGGACAAGACCUGGAAAGGGAGUGAUCACUCGGCCUCGCUGGAGCCUGGAGAACUGGCUGAGCUGGUGCGGUCUGUGCGACUUGUAGAGAGGGCACUGGGCUCUCCCACCAAGCAGAUGCUGCCCUGUGAGAUGGCGUGCAAUGAGAAGCUGGGCAAGUCCGUGGUGGCCAAGGUGAGAAUUCCAGAAGGCACCGUGCUAACACUGGACAUGCUCACCGUGAAGGUCAGUGAACCUAAAGGCUGUCCUCCUGAAGACAUCUUUAAUCUCGUGGGCAAGAAGAUCCUGGUCACUGUUGAAGAAGAUGACACCAUCAUAGAAGAAUCUGUAGAAAAUCAUGGCAAAAAAAUCAAGUCUUAAAAUAAAGUGCCAUUCUGUCCA